UUAGGCAGAAUCAAUGGGACUGAAGCAAUUAAAGGCAUAUCAUUGAACAUGUCUACUGCCAAAGAGCUAAAUUUAAAACCUACAGCCUUCGAGAAAAUGUAUAAUCUUAAGUUUCUCAAGUUCUAUGCUUCACCCAGUAAAAUCAAAGUAUACCUUCCUAAAGGCCUCAGUUUUCUGCCAGAAGAGCUAAGGUUACUCCACUGGUAUCAAUUCCCUUUAAAAUCUUUGCCGCUGGGUUCUUAUGUAGAGAAUCUGGUCGAACUUCGCAUGUGUGCAAGCAAACUAAAAGAACUUUGCAGUGGAGUUCAGCAACUGGGAAAUUUGAAAUUCGUCAAUCUCAGUCACUCUAAGGAGCUAAUAAGAGUUCCAGACUUGUCUAAAGCCGCGAAACUUGAGUUUUUAGAUCUGAGUUACUGUGAAAGUUUGGUUGAGAUUCCCUCUCCAAAAUAUUUGAGCAAGCUUACUCGAUUGCAUCUAACGAAAUGCGAUAGUCUUUGCACUUUACCAAGCCUCCUUGAUUUGAAAAGUCUCAAGGAAUUUAGGGCCUCUGAAUGCUUAAAACUUGCAGAGUUUCCAGAGUUCCCGUAUAACGUAGAGGAGCUAGUUUUGCAACGAACUAGAAUAGAAAAGGUGCCCCCAUCAAUUGGGUCUCUCUCUCGUCUUUCCUCACUUGACUUGAGUGAUUGUACAAUGCUUGAAAGUCUCCCGGACAGCAUUUGCAAUCUGAAGUCUCUAAUGGACUUUCAAAUCACAGGAUGUGUAAAUCUAAAGAGAUUGCCAGAAAACAUAGGGAAUUUGGAAUCUCUAGGGGGCUUAAAUGCAAUCAAUUCUGGUUUAAUAGAACUACCAGACAGCAUCUGCAAUCUUAGAAAAUUAAGAACUCUCCUGGUAGGGAACUGUGCAAAUCUCCAUAGUGUGCCAGAGAAAUUGGGGGAUUUAGAAUCUCUAACAGCGCUUCAUCUUGGAGGUAUUCGUAUCAAAGGACUACUGUCUUCUGUCAAUCUGUGGAGACAAUUGACGUUCAUAAAACUAGAAUCUUGUGGCCUAUCAGAAUUUCCUAGCUGUCUUUGCCAUUCGGAUUCAUCACUGGAAUAUUUACUGAUAGGUGGGAAUAAUUUCGAGAGCAUACCUGAUUGCAUCAAACAACUAUCUAAGCUGCUUUAUUUGAGUUUUGGACAAUGUAAGAGACUAAAAUAUUUACCAAGUGAACUUCCAUCUCUCUCGAAAUUAUUUAAUAUAUUCGGAGAUAAUUGCACUAGUUUGAAAUCAGCAUCCAGCUUAUUCCAACUAGACAACAUUGUUACAUUUGCAUUUGCUAAUUGCUUCAAUUUGGAUUUGGGUAAGUGUAAUGAAUUUGUGGAUCAUUUACUAGCCACACCUCUGGCGAGUAGAAAGACUAUUUUUUACCCUGGGAAUGAGCUGCCACAAACGAUGAUGUAUCAAAAUAACUGUGGAUAUUCUCUGACUUUGUCUUCAUCAUCCAAACAAUGCGAGAGGGUGCAAUUUGGUCUCUGCGUUGUUAUAGAUCCAAAGUUUUUGGACUCUGUUUGGCAUGGUGUAUCAAGUAUUGGUUACACAGUCUAUAUUUUCACCAACGAGACUCUGAAAGAACUAGGUUAUCUCGAGGUUAAGGAGUUUAUACCUCCGCGUUAUGAAGUUUUUUAUCCAGAGUCAAGCGAAGGUUUCGUCCUUCAUUCAGAACAUGUGGUCUUUUGGAGUGAGAGAAUUGAGCUCCCUUUAGAUAACAAGAAGACAGUCUUUGAAUUCUACGCUCUAGAUAUGGAAAACCGUCGCAAUUACAACGCGAUUGUUAAGUGUGGCGUCCAUCAUCACCUUAGGUUUAGUAAUGUGGUAGGUGAGGAGGACGAGGUUGAGGAAGAAGAAAAGAGAAAGACGAAGAGGUUGAGGAUGUUGUAGUCAGCGGUGGAAUUAAGGGGAGCCGGCCAGCCGAAGUAUUUUGCAGAGGAACUCCAACUAUAUUUUUUAGGAGGACUUGUACUCAUAAGUGCGUUACAAAUGUUCAACGUUGUCUAAAAUUCCAGAUGUAAAUUUAUCUGCUCGUGCUUUUGAAGGGAUGAAUAACCUUAGAAUCCUUAAAUUCUAUAAUCCUUUCUCCAGCAGAAUCAACGUGCAGCUCCCUGGAGGCCCCAGUUUUCUUCCUGACGAGAUAAGGUGUCUCCACUGGGAGCAAUACCCAUUGGAAUCUUUGCCGGCGAGUUUUAAUCCAAGAAAUCUUGUUGAACUGGAAAUGCCCCAUAGCAGAUUUAGACAAAUUUGGAGUGGAGUUAAGGCAUUUAGUUCUAUAACAAAUGUAGUUAACCUUUGUUAAUUUUUUUUAUAUAAUAUUUACUGGAACAGUAGGUCAGCAUUUGCUUCGCAGUGCAGGAGGUCAUGAAGGGUUCAAACUCCAAACCUUGCAGUCUCUUCCCUUUAAGAUUUUCCGAUGUACCAAAACCAAAUAUUGCCUUUUUUUCUUCGUUUUCUUUACAGCUUCUUGAAAAUCUAGUGCGUUUUAGCUACUCUGUACCUAAUCUUGUCUGAAGCUCCAAAUCUUGAGUUUGUCAA
This is a messenger RNA of Jatropha curcas, 2565 nucleotides long. Lineage: Eukaryota; Viridiplantae; Streptophyta; Magnoliopsida; Malpighiales; Euphorbiaceae. The record is from RefSeq and is a predicted model, not a curated record.